Emys orbicularis (European pond turtle) is the source of this 1461-nucleotide messenger RNA. It is a transcript of the gene SHMT1, whose product is annotated as serine hydroxymethyltransferase 1. NCBI's taxonomy places the organism in Eukaryota, Metazoa, Chordata, Testudines, Emydidae. Bases 1 to 1461 code for a protein of 486 amino acids. Gene Ontology annotation, cellular component: nucleus; cytoplasm; cytosol. The transcript has 11 exons. Gene Ontology annotation, biological process: L-serine catabolic process; folic acid metabolic process; purine nucleobase biosynthetic process. The record is from RefSeq and is a predicted model, not a curated record. Gene Ontology annotation, molecular function: glycine hydroxymethyltransferase activity; mRNA regulatory element binding translation repressor activity; zinc ion binding.
AUGGCUCACUUAACCAAUGUCAAUGGAGAGCUCCCCAGCGCUGAACUCUGGGUGUCCCAUAACAAGAUGGUCAUGGAGCCGCUUGAUACCAGUGACCCGGAGGUGUACGACCUCAUCAAGAAAGAGAAGCGGCGCCAGAGGCUUGGGUUGGAGCUGAUUGCGUCCGAGAACUUUGCAAGCCGAGCGGUUCUGGAGGCCCUGGGCUCCUGCAUGAACAAUAAAUACUCGGAGGGGUACCCGGGACAGAGGUACUAUGGCGGGACGGAGUUUGUGGAUGAGCUGGAGAUCCUCUGCCAGAAGAGAGCUCUGGAGGCUUAUGGGCUGGACCCACAGAAAUGGGGGGUCAAUGUCCAGCCAUACUCAGGCUCCCCCGCUAACUUUGCGGUAUACACGGCCCUGGUGGAGCCCCAUGGCAGGAUCAUGGGUCUGGACUUGCCUGACGGGGGGCACCUGACACACGGCUUCAUGACGGACAAGAAGAAAAUCUCAGCUACCUCAAUCUUCUUUGAAUCCAUGCCCUACAAGGUCAAUCCCAACACUGGCUAUAUCGACUACGACCGGCUGGAGGAGAACGCCCGCUUAUUCCACCCAAAGUUGAUCAUAGCAGGCGUCAGCUGUUACUCGCGUAACCUGGACUACGCCCGCAUGCGGAAGAUCGCGGACGAGAACGGGGCUUACCUCCUGGCCGACAUGGCCCACAUCAGCGGCUUGGUGGCAGCCGGCGUGGUGCCGUCGCCGUUUGAACACUGUGACGUUGUGUCGACCACGACGCACAAGACGCUGAGAGGCUGCCGGGCCGGCAUGAUCUUCUAUCGGAAAGGAGCUCGCAGCAUGGAUCCCAAGACUGGCAAGGAAAUUCCAUACAACCUGGAAAGCCUCAUCAACCAGGCUGUCUUCCCAGGGCUUCAGGGAGGGCCUCACAACCAUGCCAUUGCCGGAAUCGCUGUCACUUUGAAGCAAGCCAUGACCCCGGAAUUCAAGGCCUAUCAAUGGCAGGUUGUCGCAAACUGCAAGGCACUGUCUGCAACUAUGAUCACACUGGGCUACCAUGUCGUCACUGGGGGCUCGGACAACCACUUGAUCCUCGUGGACCUGCGCAACAGAGGGACGGAUGGCGGGAGAGCCGAGCGGGUGCUGGAAGUCUGUUCCAUUGCCUGUAACAAGAACACCUGUCCUGGUGACAAGAGUGCCUUGCGCCCAAGCGGCCUGAGGCUUGGGACACCAGCUUUGACCUCCAGGGGAUUCCGGGAAGAGGACUUCCAAAAAGUAGCUCAUUUUAUCCACAAAGGGAUAGAGCUGACGCUGAGGAUUCAGAACGACAUGAGCCCCAAAGCGACGCUGAAGGAAUUCAAGGAGAGGCUGGUGAGCGAUGAGAAGUACCAGGCGGCUCUCAAGUCUCUCAAAGAGGAGGUGGAGACCUUUGCUGUUGCCUUCCCGCUCCCUGGCCUGCCUGUCCUUUAA